Molecule: messenger RNA, 2032 nt
Organism: Neopelma chrysocephalum (saffron-crested tyrant-manakin)
Lineage: Eukaryota; Metazoa; Chordata; Aves; Passeriformes; Pipridae
Gene: GTF2A1L
Product: general transcription factor IIA subunit 1 like
Exons: 9
Coding region: 448-1887 (479 amino acids)
Biological process (GO): transcription by RNA polymerase II; transcription initiation at RNA polymerase II promoter
Cellular component (GO): transcription factor TFIIA complex
Source: RefSeq, a predicted model, not a curated record
GAAUCGCCUCCCUCUCCCUGCCUCCCCCCUUUUUGUCGUAGUCGUCGUCGUUGUUGAAAAUGACACAUUGCUGGCAGUGCGGGCGGAAGGGUCGUGUCCGGGGUUGGCGUGAGGCGCUGGGGAGCUCCAGCGAGGCGCUGUGCGAGCUCGGCAGUGCCAGGGAGGGAAGUGGCGGCUUUUACCCCCGCCCCGGGUUUCAUCUGCUCCUGUCUCUCCGUUCGUGGGGCUUCGGGUGGUCCCUCGGGGGACAGUAAUCCCAGGGGAGCCUUGGAGGCUUCAUUUUUAGAUUCACUCCGGGCUUUGCCGCAAUGGAGUGUCGAUAAGCUCUUCCUGCCGCCCCGCUGUGUACAAAGAAAACUGGAGUUUGACAGUUCCCGCUAUGGAUGGCCUGGUUCCGGCAAAAGAGUGCCUGUGUGUGAAGGGAUAAAGCUGGAGUACAACAAUUCUAUGCUAUACAAGUCCAUUAUUGAAGAUGUGAUUGAAGGUGUGCGGGAACUUUUUGCAGAAGAGGGGGUAGAGGAACAGGUUCUGAAAGACUUGAAGCAGCUUUGGGAAACCAAGGUGACAGAGUCUAAAGCAACAGAAGGCUUCUUCAGGCAUGGCCACUGUUCUGCACAGUUCACCCUGCAGCUGCCACACAAUUUUCACAGUGUUCUGCAGGCUUCAGCAGCUUCUUUUGUCAUCCCAGCUGGCAGAGGUUUUCAGCAUUUCACAGCUGCAGAACUGGGGCCCUCACAAGCAGGGACAACUCUUGGUCUCCCUUCGGCUGUUGCUUAUCCCAUACACCUGCCAGCUGGAGUGACAGUACAGACAGCCCCAGGGCAGCUUUAUAAAGUAAAUGUGCCUGUUAUGGUUACACAGCCCUCAGGAGAUAGCAGCAUUCUACACCCUCCUGUGCAGCAGAUAAUUCAUCCCCUUGGGCAACCUUCAGUUCUGCAAGCCAGCGUUACCGGCGUUGCACAGAUGAAUGCACCUUCUUUCCAGGCAGCUGGUGAAACACUGCAACCCCAGGAGGCUGUUGUCCAACAGACUGUGGUAUUUAAACCAAACAUUGUGGAAAAAAAAACCCUGGAGAACUCUGCUUCAUUGGUCCAGCAGCCUCCUGCGAGUCAGCAGGAACUUGCAACUAAUGCAGUGUUGAAUCGGUGUGCAGACUCCACAGAAAACUCCCAGCACGACAAUCUUCACACAACUGUGUUUACUCCAGAAUCCUCUGUAGGGCUUUUUCUUGAUGAAUCCUUGGCGAACAACUCGAGCAGUGCGCUGCUGGAUGUGGAGGGGCAGCUGGACAUGGAGCCUCCGGACCUGGUGCAGCAGCAGAUGUCUGAUGAUAUCAUUGACCUGAUUAUUGCGAAUGAAAGUUUGGAUGACAAUGCAUUCCUGAAAGGUCAGGGCAGCAUUGCUUCCUCUGACAAGACGGAAUAUAACUUCCGAUCGGAGAAGGACACCUGCGGUGACAUUGAAGGCAUAGUCCAGCUAGAUGGUACUGGUGAUGUUUCAUCCAAGGAAGAAAUAGCAUGUACAAAAGAUAAGGAAGAGAAUGAAUUCAUUGGAAUUAUUGAAUCAGAGGAUCUAAAAGUUCUGGAUGAUGAGGAAGACUAUGAUGAAGAAUGUGACAGUACUUCAAAUAUGGAGUCUAGCUGCAGUGGUGGUGAUAAUGAAGACCUCCAAAUAGAUAUAGUUGAGGAGGACCCCUUGAACUCUGGUGAUGAUGUCAGUGAACAGGACAUUCCAGACUUAUUUGACACCGACAACGUGAUAGUUUGUCAGUAUGACAAGAUACAUCGAACUAAGAACAAAUGGAAGUUCUUCUUAAAAGAUGGAGUGAUGUCCUUUGAGGGUAAAGACCAUGUUUUUGCAAAAGCCAUUGGAGAUGCAGAGUGGUGAAACCUCACUGAAGCAUGGACUUCAAGACUGUGGCAUUAUUCCCUUAUGAAACUUCUGUUGUGAAACAACUGGACUUUCUAUUGUUUUGCCAUAAAACCUCCCAACAGAUAAUAAAACAACAAAGCUGUGAUAAAAAUAUGCAAAA